This is a messenger RNA of Schizosaccharomyces osmophilus, 1023 nucleotides long. It is a transcript of the gene nth1, whose product is annotated as DNA endonuclease III. The record is from RefSeq and is a predicted model, not a curated record. Gene Ontology annotation, biological process: base-excision repair, AP site formation; base-excision repair; nucleotide-excision repair. Gene Ontology annotation, molecular function: oxidized pyrimidine nucleobase lesion DNA N-glycosylase activity; DNA-(apurinic or apyrimidinic site) endonuclease activity; DNA binding. The transcript has a single exon. Lineage: Eukaryota; Fungi; Ascomycota; Schizosaccharomycetes; Schizosaccharomycetales; Schizosaccharomycetaceae. Bases 1 to 1023 code for a protein of 340 amino acids. Gene Ontology annotation, cellular component: nucleus.
AUGGAGGAAAAUGUCCCAGAGAACUGGGAAACUGUUUAUAAUGAGAUUAAAGAGAUGAAGCAAAAGGUGCUUGCGCCCGUGGAUGAGCAAGGUUCACAUACGUUAGGUGACAAAAGAACCCCGGAAGUCUUUCGAUUUCAAACUCUUGUAGCUUUGAUGUUGUCGAGCCAAACGAAGGAUACAGUGCUUGGACCAACCAUGAAGAGUCUGAAGGAGAAUUUGCCGAAAGGAUUGUGUCUUGAGGACAUAAGAGAAAUUGAUGAGGAUUCCUUAAACAAGCUCAUUGAAAAAGUGGGGUUCCAUAACAGAAAAACAAUUUAUCUAAAACAAAUGGCUCAAAUAUUGGAAGAAAAAUAUGAUGGUGAUAUUCCAAAAACCGUUGAAGAGUUGAUGUCUAUCCCCGGUGUAGGCCCCAAGAUGGGAUACCUUUGUAUGGGUAUUGCCUGGAAGAAAAAUGUCGGCAUUGGAGUCGAUGUACAUGUGCACCGCAUUUCAAAUAUCCUGGGUUGGUGCAACACAAAAACAGAAGAGCAGACUCGGUUAGCUCUGCAAAGCUUUUUGCCAAAAGAUUUAUGGCAGGAAGUGAAUUUUAUGCUUGUUGGUUUUGGUCAAACGAUAUGCCUUCCAAGAGGGAGACGCUGUAAUGAUUGCACACUCGCUUCUAAAGGACUAUGUCCAAGUGCAUUCCAAGAGAAAAGUUUGGUGAAAGCAAAGCGCUCAACAAGUACGAAAAAGGUGAAGAAGCGUUCUCCUUCAACUUCCCCAGAGGUUGAUGUGAUCCAAGAUCAAAAGACAGUACACGAAGAAGUGCCUACUGGCUUAAAUGAGCUUCCUCCUAAUGCUUUACCAGGGAAAAAAAUGAAGCUGGAGUCUCCUCUUGAUGAUAGUCAACAAGAAACUUUAACGGAGGAACAUUAUUCGAAGGCUGCAGCUCAGCCAUUAAGGCGGUCGCGUAGAACGGCCGCUGCUGCCUCUGAAUAUUUUUCCCGCCAGCACCUUCACGAUAUUGAAGACUUGGCAUAA